GGACUCCGGGCUGCGGUGCACGGGGCGCUGUUGGGCGCCACGGCGGCGGCGGAGGCGCGCGGGGCCGGGCUGGAGGCCGCGGCGCGCUGGCUGCGCGGCACCCGCGGGCGCGCCGGCUCCGCGCCCGCGGCCCCGGGCGGCGCGGCGGGAGUGAGCCUCCUGCAGAGCCUGCCGAUCGACGUGCAGCUGAACAUCAUGUCCUUCCUCUCGCCCCAAGAUUUGUGCCGCUUAGGAAGCACGAGUUGUUACUGGAGGGCAGCUGUGCAAGACCCGUUGUUAUGGAGAUACUUUCUCCUGCGGGAUCUCCCCUCUUGGACAUCUGUUGAUUGGAAAUCACUUCCAGAUGAGGAGAUUUUUAAAAAAGCCUUUUCAGAGGUCAGCGGCAAUGCACUGUAUGAUUACAUGGCAGUAUAUAAAAGGAGCUGUCCGCAGGGCAGAAGAAGUUGGAAAUCGAACCGUCCCCGGUAUGGGACUGUGACUUCCUUUUUGCAAUCACUGGUCACUCAGGCAGAACCUCGCUUUGCUAUGUUUGGGCCAGGUUUGGAAGAGCUGGACAACUCUUUAGUACAAAAGAUGAUGACAUGCCCAGAAAUUCUGCUGGUAGCUGGUUUACCUCAUAGACAAAUUCAUGGAAUUGGAUCAGGUGUCAGUUUUCAGUUUAACAGCAAUCAAAAAUUCAAUAUUGUGACACUGUAUUCCACCACGAGUGUGGAAAGGAGGAGAGCAAGGGAAGAGCAAGCUGUUGCUGUGAAUAGGAUGUUUUACCAAGAGAACAGCACAGUAGGGAACCAGCAAGCCAUGCACUACAGUGUAAUAGCUCAAGUGAGGAAGGUGUGCGAAGUAGUUGAUGGAUUCAUUUAUGUUGCUAAUGCAGAAGCUCAUAGAGAGCAUGAUCGUCAGGAGGAGCUGGCUCGUAUUUUGGCAAUGAUAGAUCCAGCUCUUGGGCCUCCGAACAGACCUCUGCUGAUUUUGUCCUGUGUGUCUCACGUUGGUGUGAAAAGAAUUCCAUGUGUUUAUGUGGCACAUCAGUUGCAACUAAAUCUGCUGCAUCAGCCCUGGAUGAUGCAGGACACUGUAGCUGCAACUUUAGGUGGAUUGCUAAAUGGAAUUGAGUGGCUCUUGGAAGAAGCAAAUUAUAAAAGUGCUCAGUAGUAGGAUUAGGCAUUGUUGCACUGUAUAAACCUUUUGGUAUUUUCUAUUUCAGUUGAAAUAAGAAUCUUGUCCUUCUGGCAAGAGUACUGUCAGAUGGGAAAACUAAUAAGGCAAACCUGCAUAUGUUUCACUGCGCAUACUCAAAUCCUUAACAUAUUCCAACUAUAGUCCUCAAUGAGAAGUACAAGUUGGAUUGCUUCGAUUCUAGCUGCGAUAAAGAAGUGAUUUGGAGAGACAAUCUGAGUGUUUUGUUUUGUUAUUUUUCUCUCAUUUCAACCAGAGGCCUUUCGAGUACCAUCUUUUCCAAUAUAUCUGCUGGUCUAAUAUCUUCUAUAAAUAAAUAUGUAAUACUGUAUUAAUUUAUCAGCACAGCCUUAUCAUACGUUUAGUAAAUACAUUCAGUGGAGAUCUUUACAGUGACACUUCCUGACCAAAGAAAAUAUACUAUAGGUUGUACAGUAGGCUGACAGAAAGACAGUAACUCUUGAUUUCAGAAAAGUGAGUUCCCCUGUAUCUUUCUAGAAAAAAUGCCUAGAUAAAAAAUAGUGGGGGGAAUUUUCAACCCAGACCAAAUUUCUUAGAAGCAAAUUCCUGCAUAUGAAUUGUUGUUUCUUUGUUGUGAUCUUACUUACUAACCAACCACAACAGACUUCAGCAUCUUUAGCUUUCUGUUGCACUGAAAUCAUUAUCUUGAACUGGAUAUGCCUCUGAUUCUAUGAACAAAUGUUAAAUAGGUUAAUUCAGAACUUCAUUGCACACUUAGACUAUCAAGUUUCCCAAACAGUUGUGGCCAUUUGCAGAUGUGAAUUACGCCUGUCAUGAAAUUUUCUACACAGUUGCAAAUAAUUUUAUCAAAAGCAAAGAACCAUUUUAAAGCUGGAAUUGUGUUUUCCAUAUUGAUGUCUUUCAGGAUAUUUAUCGUCGUCCACCUUUUCAUGUUGUUAUUAUUGGGUGAAUAUUCAGAAGCUUCACUUGGAUUUCUUGCCAGGGCAUUUAUUUGCUUUAUUCUUGGCUUUUUUUUUUUUUUCCUUUCUCCUAUCAUCAUGGAAAUUCAAGUGUCUCACAAUGUUUUCCUGGUACCUAGAUAAAUGAUUGCAUAGUGCAUGUACAGCUGUAACUACUCUCCAUCUGGGAUACUUGGGUGAUGAUCAAUACAGCCAUGUCAGAAACAAUUCAAUUUGAGAAGAUGUUUGGGAAUUUUAAUGAACUAGAAAGUAUAUAUAAUUUUUUUCAUCUUUAUGUGCAAGUAAUCAAUUUUUGCAUAUAUUAGGACACACCAAUGAAAAUUCUGUGCUUUGUCCUUUUCUUUUUUUUUAAUAAUGUAUGUCUGUUUUGCCCUUUAAAAUAGAGCAGACACAAUGGAUUUAUGAAUAUUUGGGGUAGAAUUCCAUGCUUUGUGACUGGGUGUGUGUGAUUUUUCUCCUAAUCACAUGAAUUUCGUAGUGGUCUAUAUGUAGGGGAUUGAAUGCAGCAACCUGAUUCUGUGUUAUGUAUGGAGGGAUUAUGGAAGAUCCUUUUUCUAAUUUCUUCAUAAGGAAUAAAUACUUACUUAAAGAAUGA
Lonchura striata (white-rumped munia) is the source of this 2712-nucleotide messenger RNA. Lineage: Eukaryota; Metazoa; Chordata; Aves; Passeriformes; Estrildidae. The record is from RefSeq and is a predicted model, not a curated record.